AUGAUGAUGAUGGCAGAUUACCGAAGCUGUCGGUAUGAACCGAGUCUUCACACAUUCAACGGGGCUAACCCACUUGGUCCAGUGGAUGUGUCGGAGGGCCAGCACUUGACUGACCUCAGUUCCUAUCCCCAUGGGGGAUCUUCCAGCCAGGAAUCGUAUCACUACGGACACGCCGCCCAGCCUUAUCACAGAACGCCUGGAUACGAGCGCCCAUACUCAUCCGACCUGUAUCAGUACCACAGCCCAACCAACACACCCCGGACCUACGGACCCACCGCUCCUUCCACAGUUUCACCCACCGACCAGCGCCCGGGGGGCACCCGGUGCCGAACCCUCAAGGAUCGGCAGUUCAUGACGUCCUCAAUCAAAGAGGACAACAAGAAAGACAGAAUGGACAAUAUGGACAGUGACGGAACCUCAAUCAAAGAGGAACCGUCCGAGGACGGAAGUGAAAAGCAUAGUUCCACGUGUGGUUCCCCAAAGUCGGAGGAUGACGAUGACAUGAACCCUCACACCCCCGAGGAGGGGGACGAACACGUACCCCAUGUGUUAGCACCAGGGUACCAUGGACCAAACAGGAGGUGUCUACUUUGGGCAUGUAAAGCAUGCAAACGCAAAACUGUAACUGUAGAUAGGCGAAAGGCCGCUACCAUGAGAGAACGUCGGCGACUUCGAAAGGUGAACGAAGCCUUUGAAGCGCUGAAAAGACGGACAUGUCCAAACCCAAACCAAAGACUGCCCAAAGUGGAAAUUUUACGGAACGCUAUAGAAUAUAUUGAGAGUUUGGAGGAUCUCCUACACGGGAACAGAAUGGCGGUGGGGCCGAGAGUGGACGACCAUUGUAAUGACAAUGGGUCCACAAGUGGCAGUUCCGACUAUAUGACAGUGAAUAGUCCACAAUUUUACGCUGAAAAGCUGCAUCACCUUGGCGAACAGCACAAUGGUUAUUCCCACACAAAUGGUUAUGAACAACAGUCAUCUAAUGGAGUUUCAAGUCUUGACUGUCUCUCUCUCAUUGUGGAAAGCAUAAGUUCUCAAGGGUCUUCACAUAUGCUGAAUGGCAUGCCACCGGGCGAGCGGCCCCUAUAA
Messenger RNA from Ylistrum balloti, 1089 nucleotides. RefSeq names its product myogenic factor 6-like. Gene Ontology annotation, molecular function: DNA-binding transcription factor activity, RNA polymerase II-specific; protein dimerization activity; RNA polymerase II cis-regulatory region sequence-specific DNA binding. Gene Ontology annotation, biological process: regulation of transcription by RNA polymerase II; positive regulation of myoblast differentiation; muscle organ development. The record is from RefSeq and is a predicted model, not a curated record. The transcript has 3 exons. Bases 1 to 1089 code for a protein of 362 amino acids. NCBI's taxonomy places the organism in Eukaryota, Metazoa, Mollusca, Bivalvia, Pectinida, Pectinidae.